Messenger RNA from Brachypodium distachyon (stiff brome), 1144 nucleotides. Its product is annotated as transmembrane protein 147. NCBI's taxonomy places the organism in Eukaryota, Viridiplantae, Streptophyta, Magnoliopsida, Poales, Poaceae. The record is from RefSeq and is a predicted model, not a curated record. Bases 81 to 767 code for a protein of 228 amino acids. The transcript has 7 exons.
AACGGACGCGCAGGAGCGGCAUCGGGCAAUUCGAGACAUCCCGUAGCUCAGACGCCGGAGACGACGACUGCGAGGAAGAGAUGACGGUAUUCCACUUCCUGAACUGCGCCAUCCUCACCUUCGGGCCGCACGCCGUCUACUACUCCGCCACCCCUCUGUCAGAGUAUGACACGAUUGGCACUAGUGUAAAAGCAGCUGUUGUUUAUCUUGGAGCAGCACUUGUAAAGCUUGUGUGUUUGGCAACAUUGCUCAAAGUACCUGAUGCGAAUGAUAGCUUUGAUCCCUAUCAGGAAUUAAUGAAAAUCCUAAUUGGGUUUAUAGAUGUUGCUGGCCUUUAUUUUGCUUUGACACAGCUGACCCACAGAAACAUCUCCCAGAACCACAAGUUCCAGGCUGUUGGCCUUGGCUGGGCUUUUGCUGACUCAGUUCUGCACCGGCUGGCACCUCUCUGGAUUGGGGCAAGAGGACUUGAAUUUACUUGGGAGUACAUAUUUCAAGGACUUGAAGCAAAUGCCAAUCUUGUGAUGACCCUCUCCCUUGCUGCAUUAGGAUCCUUGAUGUGGCUAAGGAAGAACAAACCUAGGACAUUAAUUCCAAUAAUUUAUGCAUGUGCCCUGCUUCUGGCAACAAUGCCAUCUAUCACCAGUUACUUGAGGAGAUCAUUAGAGUGGCAGACUCCCAAGGUGGUUGGAUUCGAGCUAUUUUCCUCACUGGUUAUGGCUUUCAUCAGCUGGCAGCUGUUCUCGGCUUGUCAGAGACCUAUGUAACGACGUGCAAAAGUGCAGGAAAAUUUACCGAAGAUUUUAUGCUCCUGAGAUGCCUUGUUGUAAUUUGGCAAAACCAUAGGUGUGCGAUGACAAUUCUUGGGGAGGUGCAACUUCAGAACAAUUUACUUAGAAUUAUUUCUUUGUCGGCUAUUUAGUGCAGAAACACAUGAUCCUAUGAGCGCUACUGUAACAGAUGUUCUUGUAGUGAUUGAGCAAAAAACGUAGUACCUUCUCCCCUCUUGCACAUCAAAUUCUGCCCAAUGACAUUGCACCAUCUAGACUGAAGCUAAGACAUUCGCUUAUGUCGUCAGAUUGUAAAAAUGCAUCCUUGCAUAUAUGCACCGUUAUACGAACUAUUGACUGAUUGUCUUGCAAAA